AUGACGGAUUUCAUCAUGAACACCAUCUUUUUGCUGCUUUGUCCGGUCUUCUGGUACCUGCUAGGCAGCAAUACGCGCUACACCAACGACAUCCUCACGACCAUCUCGGUGAACAUCGGCAUUGUCUUCUACGCUAUCGCGUACUUUUACGAGUUCACUCUGCCAUUCCUCAUGAACAACCUCCCGGUAGUUUGCCGAUCCCACACACUCGAGACCUUUGACAUGGUCUCCCAGCUUACCGCGCAGUGCAUCACUCGCAUUGCCGCCUUUCCUUGGUCUCUAGCACUCAAUGGUAUCUUCUUCGCAGUCUUGCUAGCCAUUGGUCUGAUAUGGUACCUCUGCUUCCGUGAAGCUCGAGGUCUGGACCCAAGCGUCACAUUCUGGAACUCGCGCGUCAUCAUCAUCGCGCGCAGCCCUCCGGCAGCUGGUGCGCCAUCCGUCGCGCAGCCAUCUACUGCCGACGCGGCCUCACAAACCACGCGCUUCUCUCCGCCACAGCCACCAGCUGAGCUGCCAGCGGACACCCACUCGGCUAAGCCACGAAGAGCGCUCCAACAGCCGGCUGUUCAAAGCAGUGGCCGCGCGCGUCCCCCGCAGCCUCUGCCUCUUGAGGAAACGAUGUCAAUCAGAGAGAAAUUCGAGGCCUCAGACCGCGCAGAUAAAUACGCUCUCCGACGGCUGCACUUCAUGAAGACGAGCCCAUCAGUCGCGCAGGCCAGCGAUAGCAGCAAGACUACUCCGGCCAAAUCCACCUGCACAAUCCCGCAGAUCAACUCGGUGCCGUUGAAGAAGACAWUCGGCCCCAUUGUUGCGCCUGAUACCGUCGCGGAGAAGCCACCGCGAGAAAAGGCUAUGCCGCGCGUGGGAGAAGAUCGCUCUCCGCAGCUCAAGGUCUCAUCAGUCGCCAAUGCUACGCCCAUCGUCCCGAAGCAGAGCAUCGAGACUACGACGCGUACCGCUGCACCUGCCGACGCCGUAGUUGAGUCUGCGGAUGAGAAAUACGCUGCUGCCGUCAAGUUGAUGAGCACCAAGGCUGCGCGAAGCGCGAAAGCAAAGCACGAUUCGCGACGAAAGGUCACACCUGUCGCCAAGGAUGCGUCCAAAGUCCCGCAGAAGAUUAUUGGGACUGCUAUUGCGAAAGGCGUUGCUGUCGCCAACAAACUUGGUGAUAAGAUCAAGGGGAUGAACGAUGAUUGUUGCGCUCCCAUUGCGAUUCCGUCGGAUGAUGAUGACGAUGUGCACGCCAUGGGAAGCCACAUCGAUACGCGCAUCGAAGAUCUUUGCUCUGCCUUCGCCCGUUGGAGGAUCUCCUCGCCACCAGAGCAAUGCGACGAGCCGCUCGGUAAGCAUACGCGAGUCGUCUACAUGAAGAAGGUGAAGAGGAGCCUCCUCUCCGAGAAGGGUGAGUGGAUCGUUCCUCCGCCGAGUGAGCCAGAGGUCCGCGUAGUGCACGUUGAUGUGCCAAGCAAGCCUGUCGCUCCCGUCUGUGUGCCGACGAUGGAGCAAUCUGACAGCAUACCGGUCGACUGUGAGAGUGCUGCUGCCGUGGAGGAGCCCAGUGGAGCAGAGGAGGGUGCGAGCUCGGAGCGCACCACAGGUGCUAUCGUCCCGCUCGCAGAAGCAGAGCCUGAGGCGAGCAGCGCUCCAUUGAGAGGGGCGUCGCAGGACGACGGGAAAGGCGGCUCCCAGCACGAACCAUUCCCGACCAGGCCGUACGAAAGCCAGGCAGCCAGACUCGAGCGAUACCCUAUCGCGGGACCAACUGCUAGCACGGAGAACACAUCUGGGGCGCAAGCCAGCUCCAGUGUGCCAAUUGCGCUUGGUGAGGAUCAGUCUCGCAGCGUCAUGCCGAUUGGAAAGGAGGCGGCAACCAGCUCAAGCCUGGCAAUUGUGACCUGUGWGGAGCAGCAGUUGGACGCAAUGGUGAUCGACACCGAGGCGGUACCUACGCAGAGCUUGCCAGUUGCACCAUCUGACGAGGAGGCCGACGCCAUGAUGAUUGAUGCUGAGGCGCCCCGGUCUACAGCCGGAUUUCAAGGAGACGCUCUCAAGACAGCGUCGUCGAUCAACAAGCCAGCCGAUCCUCCAAUCGCUAUCGCUGUGAGCGGAGCGCAAUAUCACAUGCCGCAGACGCUAGCAAACAUUGCUGAUCCGGAGUCAUCCAUGGAGGCCGAUAGCACAGGCCAGGCUAUCACAAUCGUGAAAAGCACGAGUGUUGAGAUGGGAGAGCUGCCAGAAGCAGUUUCCCUGCUCCCGGAGGUGCGAUCCAUUGUGAACACCACGAGUGUUGACAUGGAAAACCUGCCGGAUGCAAGCUCCAGUGCCUUGAUGCCGAAGGUGUUGAUGUGGUACAAUAAAGAUUAUUCUACCACUAAGAUAUCAUCAGGGCCGAGAAAGAACAGGAAGCCCCUGCGAAUGGCUCGGUUCUCGACUGUCCAACUGUUGGGAAACAGAAAGAGAUGGUCGUCAAAGCCUGAGACACCAGGAGAUCUGGAUGCAGCAAUGGGAGACGAGGGACAUGAGGAAACCGAGGACGAGAAGAAUAAGAGAGAGGAGAGAGUGAAAGAAGAGAAGGCAGAGAAUACAGCGGCGAAAGAAGAUUGGGAAACGGGCAAUGAACGCAAACGCCCCUGUCUUGCAAGCCGACUCCUUCUCCUCGCGAAACCCUUGGCCGAAGGCGCUCUUGCGACGAUGACUAUCUUUGAGGCUACUGCUUCGAUAAUCGUCGCCAUCAAAGAGAGCACCAGAGAUGUCUGGACCGUCAUUGAGGGUGGAAAGGAUGGCAACAUAAUGUGGAAAGCCGUCCUGAGGAGAAAUCUGGAGCAAAUUCGCCAGUAUGGCAACUUUUCGACAUCGACAGAGACAGCCAGGGGCUGGAGAUGGCCAGCAGGCAAGAUCGAAGACCAGUUCAUCAAGAGAGUGUCAAAAGCGGCCGAGCGACUCUGCGAAGCACUCCGCCUCUGCAGCCUUGAGACGAGGACUUCGUCUCGGGCGGAGAUCAUGGGAUACGCGGAGAUAUGCAAGAUCAUCGCGAACGGCCACAAACCACCACUUGAUGGAGCUGCUCCAGUCGUGAACCCGCUCAUGACAAUGAACAAGGAUCGUGCCUCGGCUGUCAUCGUCAGCUGGUUGGAAUCAAUCAAUAUCCAAUUCGACGUGGAACCGGAUAGCAAGGUCAUUGCGCAGACUGUCAGCGAACGAUUCAGGCACAUCGCCCAGUACGCUGGCUAUGUCAAGUGGACCGCUUCGAAAUGCCAGUGGCAAGAUACUCAGAUCACUCCCUAUGCCGUCGGCAGGUGCCCAUCGCUGGCAGCUGAGAUUCGCGAGAAGCUGGCCGCUCAUCACAAGAAAUUCCCGAAUGGCUACAAUCAGUGGAUUGUUGAAUGCAAGAAACAUUGCCUCCUCAUCUCCAACGCCACCGUUAACAUCUCGACACCAACGAAGCCACCAGCGAUCAUGAUACAGGCUGUAACACCCGCACCAGCUCCAGCAGUUCCUGCAGCGCCAGCAGCUCCACGACUACCACAGAGUCCAGUAAUGGAGCUACUCUCAAACGGGACUUUUGCUGACAUUUCUGCCCACUACGGCUUUGCCAACAAUGCCCAAACAAGGAUGGCGACCAUCAAGGCCGUCCUCAACUCCGAUGCAUCGUCGGAAGCGAAAUCCGCUGCGAUGAUCUGGUGGUUCGAAUGGCAUCUGAACAAAAUGCAGCAGCCAGGCAAUGGAUUGACAAUUGUGGAUCUUGCCAAGAAGUUCCUCUUUGAUCUGAAGGAGGUCAACAAAUGGGCCAUCACCAAGGGCGUCUGGGACGAGCAGAAAGCAGAGCGCUGCAUCGCUCUCCGUCYCCUCGCCGUCACGGAGUCAAUCUCCGCGCUGCCAAUUGUGGCAGGCAAUACAAUCAUCCCAAAGGCCCUCAAUCCCGGGUUGAAGCAGCUGAGAGCAGCCACUGCUUGA
Ramularia collo-cygni is the source of this 3954-nucleotide messenger RNA. RefSeq lists its product as uncharacterized. Lineage: Eukaryota; Fungi; Ascomycota; Dothideomycetes; Mycosphaerellales; Mycosphaerellaceae. The transcript has a single exon. The record is from RefSeq and is a predicted model, not a curated record. Bases 1 to 3954 code for a protein of 1317 amino acids.